UGACGAUUGUUGCGCAAGGUUGCAUCUUGACAAAUCGUAAGUGCGUCUAUUCCCGAAAUUGUCAUCGUUGAGCUGUACUUUGGUAUCACGUAUUACAUUGAGCCUUUUUGUUCAACCCAGCAGAACGUGCCGCAAUCGAGAUGAGUUUACAGUGGACCUUAAUCGCCGGUUUCCUCUACGUAGAGAUCGCAGUUGUUUUGUUGCUGGUCUUGCCAGUGGCGAGCCCAAAAAAAUGGAAUCGACUUUUCAAGUCACGCUUCAUGCAGAGCCUGCAAUACCAGGCAGGAAUUUAUUUCCUCAUUCUCAUUGCCAUCCUCGUCCUAUUCCUGCUGGACGCCAUCCGCGAAAUGAGAAAAUACUCGACCAUAGAAGCCGAAAAUGAUCACAAACAUCUUGAUGCUGAGAUGCAAGGCAACAUGCGUCUGUUCCGUGCACAGAGAAACUUUUACAUUUCUGGUUUUGCCCUGUUCCUAUCAUUGGUCAUCAGGCGUUUGGUUAGCUUGAUCUCCUCCCAAGCAGCUCUCUUGGCCCAGUCUGAAGCAGCCAUUAGCCAAGCUAAGAGUGCUACCACCACUGCUAGGUCACUUUUGGAUCAGGCCAGCAAAGGCAAGCAGGAGGAUGGAGAUAAGGAGACUGCUCACAAUGAAGCUAUCACUGAAUUCAAGAAGAUAAUCAAGGAUCUGGAAGGCAAGUUAGAGUCUUCUAAGAAGGAUAAGGAGGCACUAUCCACUCAGUCCAAGAAUCUGAGUAUUGAAUAUGACAGGUUGGCUGAGGAACACAGCAAGCUCCAGAAGAAAGUAACUGUGUCUGGGGGUGAUAAGAAGGAUGACUGAUUGACUUAUUUAUUUACAAGUUGAAUUCGUUUUUUUUUUAUAUAAUUGUAAUUUUUUAAUAUUUAUGUGUUAGC
Nicrophorus vespilloides is the source of this 907-nucleotide messenger RNA. RefSeq names its product B-cell receptor-associated protein 31. Lineage: Eukaryota; Metazoa; Arthropoda; Insecta; Coleoptera; Silphidae. Gene Ontology annotation, cellular component: endoplasmic reticulum; endoplasmic reticulum membrane. The transcript is spliced from 4 exons. Bases 141 to 833 code for a protein of 230 amino acids. Gene Ontology annotation, biological process: endoplasmic reticulum to Golgi vesicle-mediated transport; intracellular protein transport. The record is from RefSeq and is a predicted model, not a curated record.